Messenger RNA from Naegleria fowleri, 1608 nucleotides. RefSeq lists its product as uncharacterized. Lineage: Eukaryota; Heterolobosea; Eutetramitea; Acrasida; Naegleriidae. The record is from RefSeq and is a predicted model, not a curated record. The transcript has a single exon. Bases 1 to 1608 code for a protein of 535 amino acids.
AUGACCAAAAGUGGGUUCAGAAAGUCACGAAAUCAUGAGGUGCUGGAGGAUAAAGAAACAUCAUCAUCAUGUCAAACAAACAACAUUCUUGAGAGAGAGCAUCAUAAAACCACUACUAUCACCCGAACAUCAUGUUCACAUUCAUCAUCAUCCUCUCUCUCAUCCCGAAACAAUCAUGAAGAGAUUAACGUAAAGGCACUUUCCUCUCUUCUCCAACAAACUCCCUAUUUCAUUCAUGGCUCACAAGAUUCUCUCGAUGUAGAUUUAAUUUACAUGUUCACUGCUCAUUCAAUGCCCUCUCACCACAAGGAAUGUUGUUGGAUCUGUUUUGAUGGUUGUGGUGGUGGAAAUGUGCGGAAUGAUUCAACAAUGAAGAUCACGAUGGAAGAGGGAUCGAAUCCAGUCGCCCACCACAAUAUUGAUCGUAGUGGUGGUGAUGAUGAUGAUGAUUUGAAUGUAAUGGACAAUAGCGGUGUCAUUGGUCAUGUUGAUCGUGUUGGUGAUGUGAAUUUAUUUGAAAUUGUAGAUGAUCAAACUCCAAGUUAUGUGAGACGAGUAUUUCGAGGAUUACCUGAUGAAGUGAAUAAUGGACUUUUCAAAACUUUGAAAUUGCAUUCACAGAAAUAUGAACAUAUUCAACCAAUUAAGGGAAUGGUGAAACGAGUGGCUCCAUUGAAAUGUGUCAUGACACUUCAGAAUAUUCUUGUGAAAAUUCGAAGAUGUGAACAAGUGAGGAGUGAAAGUAUUUUGGCGUUGAAAUCGUUUGAUCUUACAAGUCGAAUGCAAAUGUUGAAAAACUUGGAUUUUACAAAAAUUGUCAACAAAUUGGAAAAAGAAGAUUUGAAAUAUUUGGCAUUUCGAUUAAGUCAAACGGUGGCUCUUGUGGAAGGUUUCGAACUUUACACGAAAAAGGAAAUUGUGGAAUAUGAUAGGAAUUUGAAAAAUGUCAUUUAUCGAUUCGAAGGCAUCGAGAAAUUGGAGGAUGAAAAAUUGAGAAGUGCCCAAAUAUUGAAUGAAUAUUUGAAAAAGCUUCUCCAAUACAUGGACAGUGUGAAAAGUACCAAGAUGAAGAAUUUUGAAAUUUUGACUCUCAAGAAGAAUUCACAUCAGGAUAAUUUAUUCUCAAGACAGUGUCAUCAUUGUGCAGUGAAGCAACACAUGUAUUGUUGUGAGGUAUUGCACUAUCCAAGGGAUUAUGAUCGAGACAGCAUUGCAAAUAGUGAUUCCAUUGCACAAAAAUCGAAUAUCUUCUCCAUCCACAUGUUUGUAGAUUUUGAUACUGAUAAAUUGUAUAUUUUCGAGGACACCUUGGAAAAUACAAAGAUUGUGAAAAGUGUCACGAGUUUGGUGGUAGGAAAGGGUUCUGAUGGUAAUCAUGGUGAAGUCAGCAAUCAUUCAAAAAAAUCCAAACAUAUAUCGACUGUGACUUACUCCUCGGUUAAAGAUAACACUUUGAAAGGACUUGAUUUUUCGAAAUAUUUCUUUGUGUUUCGAUUCGACUCGAAGGCAAAAAAAUUGACUGUGGAAUUUAUGAGGGAGAGAGCUACGAAUGAGCAAGUUGCUGAAGAAAAAAUUCGAGAAUUAACUGGCAACUGGACAUUGAAGUAA